Olea europaea var. sylvestris is the source of this 494-nucleotide messenger RNA. RefSeq names its product tubulin alpha chain-like. Gene Ontology annotation, cellular component: cytoplasm; microtubule. Gene Ontology annotation, molecular function: structural constituent of cytoskeleton; GTP binding. Gene Ontology annotation, biological process: mitotic cell cycle; microtubule cytoskeleton organization. The transcript has a single exon. The record is from RefSeq and is a predicted model, not a curated record. The coding region runs from base 11 to 412 and encodes 133 amino acids. NCBI's taxonomy places the organism in Eukaryota, Viridiplantae, Streptophyta, Magnoliopsida, Lamiales, Oleaceae.
GUGCUGCUUGAUGUACCGUGGCGAUGUAGUUCCCAAGGACGUGAAUGACACCGUUGCCACGAUCAAGACUAAGCAGACCAUCCAGUUCGUAGACUGGUGCCCUACUGGUUUCAAGCAUGGUAUAAACUACCAGCCGCCCACUGUUGUCCCCUGUGGCGAUCUUGUUAGGGUACAGAGAGCCGUCUGCAUGAUUUCCAACUCGACCAGUGUGGCCGAGGUGUUUUCACGCAUUGACAUUAAGUUUGAUCUCAUGUAUGCGAAGAGGGCCUUUGUUCACUGGUACGUGGGUGAGGGAAUGGAGGCAGGUGAAUUCUCUGAAGCUCGAGAAGACCUUGCUUCUCUAGAGAAGGAUAACGAAGAGGUUGGCGCUGAGGGAACUGAAGAUGAUGGUGACUCCGGGAACGAAUACUAAUUUGUUUUACCCAUCUUUUCUUUCCGUGAGAUUUGUGUGUUAUCUAUGUUAAAUGUGAGUGUGUUUAUGGCAUUAUUUUAGU